GUGUGCAGUGUUUUUCCUGUGCGGUUUUUGCGACGACAGUUUGGCCGCUGUCUUCUGUAUUCCGAUUCCGAUUUGCGACUGUGCUUGUGUGCCCCUGACUGACAUAAUCGCCCAGUCUGUAUUAUAUUCUUCGACGCCGGGUGGUGUAGUGCAGGCAGAAGUAGCAGGACAGAAUAAGGUGGAGGAACAGCUCGUAGCGCACAACACAUCUAACCCUCACGGCAGUUCGCUUCCUGCAAACGUUCCAGGCAGCAGCACUAAUCAACAUACCAGCAGAUCCCGCGUCAUCGUCGGCAAGCAGGGAGAUUGAAUUGAAUUCAAUUAAGAGGAGAUUCUUCGAGUAGAACAGGAGGGUUCGGAAAAGGAAUACUAUACUGUGAUAUAUAGUGUGGAACAAAAGACCGGAUUAGGCGAAAAAAGAUGAGCUCUUUGGCAUUGCGAUUUGCGCCGCGGUUCGGCAAAACCACUGCUGCGGCCGUGGCCAACUCGUCCCAGAAGGUCAACAGCUACUAUACCUACUCGAACCAGAUCUCGCAACCGCUGGAACGGAAACCGACCUACACCACGGCCGAGGAAGCGGUCAAAGUGAUCAAAUCAGGUGAUGUCGUCUUCGCCCAGGGAGCAGCCGCCACUCCGAUCCACCUGCUGGAUGCUAUGACCAAGCAUGCCAAGGAGAACAACCUCCGAGAUAUCACGGUGGUCCAUAUGCAUACCGAAGGUCCCGCUUCGUACUGUGCUCCCGAGUACAAGGACAUCUUCCGCUCCAAGUCUCUCUUCAUGGGUGGCAACGUGCGUGCGGCCGUUGCCGAUGGCCGCGGUGACGCCGUACCAAUCUUUCUGCACGAAAUCCCCAUUCUGUUCCGGCGAAAGCUGAUCCAACCGGACGUAGCUUUUGUCUCGGUUUCUCCACCGGACCACCAUGGAUACGCCACGCUGGGAACUAGCGUCGAUUGCGUGCGUGCUGCCCUGGAAAAUUCCAAAGUCAUCGUUGCCCAGGUCAACAAACAGAUGCCUCGUACAUUUGGAGAUUCCAUCAUUCACGAAUCGCACUUCGAUGCGGCCGUGAAUGUGGACAUCCCCCUGCCAGAGCACGGUGGUAAGGGAAUGAGCGAGACGGAAACCAAGAUUGGUAAGCUGAUCGCCGAAAACCUGGUCGAAGAUGGUGCCACUCUGCAGAUGGGCAUCGGCAACAUUCCGGACGCCGUGCUGAAUGCGCUGCACAACCACAAAGACCUCGGCAUCCACUCGGAGAUGUUCGCCGGCGGUAUUGUGGAUCUAGUCAAGAAGGGCUGUGUCACCAAUGAUAAGAAAGCGUACCAUCGGGGUCGCAUCGUCGGAUCAUUCCUGAUCGGUACCAAGAAGCUGUACGACUUUGUUGAUAACAAUCCAUUUAUCGAAAUGCUCGAAAUCAACUACGUCAACAACGUUGGCAUCAUCGCCCGUAACCCGAAGAUGACUGCCAUCAACUCUGCCAUCGAGGUGGAUCUGACUGGUCAGGUUUGCGCCGACUCCAUCGGAACCCGCAUGUACUCCGGUUUCGGCGGUCAGGUCGAUUUCAUCCGUGGUGCCGCGGAAGGUUUCGACGGCAAGGGUAAACCAAUUAUUGCGCUGCCCUCGAUAACCAACAAGGGACAAAGCAAGAUUGUGCCAACGCUCAAGCUAGGCGCCGGUGUCGUAACGUCACGUGCCCACGUGCACUACGUUGUCACCGAGUACGGUAUCGCCAAUCUAUUUGGUAAAACGCUGCGUCAGCGUGCCUACGAGCUGAUCCAGAUUUCCCAUCCGGAUCACCGCGAAGCGCUCGAGAAGGCUGCAUUUGAACGGCUGAAGACUAUGCCGUCUCCUAACUAAGCAUACACACAAGCCCGCUAAAGUCGAUCGAAAUGAUCAUUCUCUCCCCUCCUGCUUUUUUUUAAGUUACAUGUUUCGUUAAACGUAGUUUUACCGGAAAACGACAUCAUUUUAAAAAUCUUUUCUCCUGUUUGGCAUACUUUCCGGCAAACCAAACCGAGGUUGUUAUUUUUUUUUAAUUUGGCCAAACCCAAAUAGUUCAAAUGCAUGUUUCUGUUUUUUAUAUAGAUGAAUAAUAUCGUACUAAUGCCUAACGCGUUGAUAGCUAAAAUUUAGCCAAGCCCGGUAGUUGAGUAGGAACAGAAAAAAAGGUGUUUGUUAGACCAGCCAGUUCUGGCGAGAUCGAUUCAUACAAUAAUGAAGGUUACAAAGUUUCAACACAAAUCAGAACACAUAAUUCAACCAUCUAUCUCCAAAACGUGCAUUGCAUAACUAUAAGAAUCGAAAAGUACACACGUACAUCGUAAGCAUAACCCGUACAGAAAAUCAAAACCCUAGGAGCAGCACCUGGUUACUGCCACCGUAUGGUUUUUGGGAAAAGUAAAACUAAGUGAUUAAUAAAAAAAAGCUACUAUGAGUACAUUGUGAUUAUGCUGAA
Molecule: messenger RNA, 2449 nt
Organism: Ochlerotatus camptorhynchus
Lineage: Eukaryota; Metazoa; Arthropoda; Insecta; Diptera; Culicidae
Product: 4-hydroxybutyrate coenzyme A transferase
Exons: 4
Coding region: 421-1851 (476 amino acids)
Biological process (GO): acetate metabolic process
Cellular component (GO): mitochondrion
Molecular function (GO): acetate CoA-transferase activity
Source: RefSeq, a predicted model, not a curated record